AUGGUAGCCAUUAGUAGACCCUUGUUACAGGCUUACAGCCUGAAUAUGCAAAUGGACAUGCUGAUUGUAAAUGUGUGCUUGAUGAGUCGAUACAUUUGCGAGUAUCUCGAUGCGGACGAGGGUAGUCGAUGUUCCUGGCGCCUGAAUGAUCCAUACUGGCCCCAGCGAAGACGGGUCUGUAGCAAAGAUGGAAAGGCCUCUGGACAUGUCAAACUCAUCUGCUUAACAACAUCUCGUCUGAAAGUCAGCUCCCAACCUUCUACAGAGGCCUACAGCAACCGGAAAACAAAAAUGAGGGAUGAUUAA
Messenger RNA from Protopolystoma xenopodis, 306 nucleotides. NCBI's taxonomy places the organism in Eukaryota, Metazoa, Platyhelminthes, Monogenea, Polystomatidea, Polystomatidae. The record is from the annotation of a GenBank genome assembly.